AUGGUAAAGAAAUGUAAAGGAGUUCCACUUGCAAUAAGGAGUUUAGGAAGCCUCAUGAGUUUGAAAACUAAAGAGAGUGAGUGGUCUUCCAUUUUAGAAAGUGACUUAUUAAAGUCAUUUCAAACAAGUGAGAAUGAGAAUGUUCUUUCUGUGCUGAAGUUGAGUUACUAUCACUUGCCCACUUAUUUAAGGCAAUGUUUCACUUAUUGUGCCAUGUUUCCCAAAGAUUACGAAUUCGAUAAAGAAACAUUGAUUCGUUUGUGGAUAGCGCAAGGAUACAUUGUCUGCUCAAGUAAGGAUGACGAUUUAGAGGAUAUUGAGAUCAAGAUUUCAAUGAAUUAUUAUGUCGAUCAUUCUUCCAUCAGUCAGAAAGUUUCAAAUUUUCAAAGGUUACGUGCCUUGCAUUUAGGGUGGAAUAUAAAGGGAGUACCAAAUUCAAUAGCAAGAUUGAAGUAUUUGAGAUAUCUUGACAUUUCUAGGUGUAAGAUGGAAACGCUCCCAAAGUCCAUAAAUAAUUUGCAAAACUUGCAAACUCUAAUACUCUCAUAUUGUAGAAGGCUUCGAGAAUUGCCGAGAGAUAUAGAAAAAUUGAUCAGCCUUAGGUGCCUCAUGAUUAAUGGAUGUGAGAGCCUAAGAUGCAUGCCAAUUGGAUUGGGGAAAUUAACUUGUUUGCGCCAACUGUCAGAUUUUGUGGUGGCAUGGGAUGAAGGCUCUAAGGGGGCUAUGCUAAAUGAAUUGAAUAGCCUAAACCAACUUAAGGGAAGGAUUGUCCUCCAUGACCUUAUAAAUGUGGAAAAUGUUGAGAUAGAGUCCAACCAAGUGAAUUUAAGGGAAAAGAAACACCUCCAGUAUUUGGUGUUACGUUGGAGUUUUUCUUUUCUUUACGAGGAGACUGGAGUUGAAAAGAAUGAAUUAUUUUUAGAAAAGCUUGAACCUCAUCCAAAUUUACAAUCCUUGGUUGUGGAAUCUUUCAUGGGUGUGAGAUUUUCAAGUUGGUUGUCUUCUAUCACAAAUUUAGUAGAAAUUAAGCUUUUUCAUUGUAAAAAAUUGAAGCAGCUACCACCAUUGCACCAACUCCCUUCUCUAAAAACCCUUUGUCUUGAAGAACUUGUUUCUCUGGAGUAUAUAUCAGAUGAGGUGCCUUCCUUUUUGGCAUCGCCAUCAAUUACAUUAUUCCCAUCACUGCAAGAGAUUGAACUCAAUGAUUGCUAUAAUUUGAGAGGAUGGUGGAGGAAGAAGAGGAGUGGGGUUGAACUUGCUCAAUUUCCUUGUCUUUCAAAAAUGCAAAUCCGGGACUGCCCCAAGCUUAUUGUAGAUGAUGGUGAAGUCAUUGAAUGGGGAAGUUUCAGGAGUCUUCAAUCUCUUUCUAUUGGAUUUCUUUCAGAAUGGACAUCUCUACCAAAGGGGCUUCAAUUUGCGACAAACCUGCAAGAGCUCACCAUCGAUUAUUGUUCUAGUUUGAUGGCUUUACCAGAUUGGAUAGGCAACCUCACAUCCCUUCAACGGCUAGAAAUUUCCUAUUGCCCUGAUUUGAGAUCGCUGCCUGAGGGAAUGCAUUUACUGACUUCUUUACAGAAGUUGAAGAUUACAGGAUGCCGCGAGUUGUCUGCAAGAUGUAUGAAGGAAAAGGGUGUGGAUUGGCCAAAGAUUGCUCACAUCCCUAAUCUCGAGAUUCAACCUCCAGGUUUUUGA
Messenger RNA from Hevea brasiliensis (rubber tree), 1692 nucleotides. Its product is annotated as putative disease resistance protein RGA3. The transcript has 2 exons. Gene Ontology annotation, molecular function: ADP binding; protein binding. The coding region runs from base 1 to 1692 and encodes 563 amino acids. NCBI's taxonomy places the organism in Eukaryota, Viridiplantae, Streptophyta, Magnoliopsida, Malpighiales, Euphorbiaceae. The record is from RefSeq and is a predicted model, not a curated record.